Molecule: messenger RNA, 2625 nt
Organism: Megalopta genalis
Lineage: Eukaryota; Metazoa; Arthropoda; Insecta; Hymenoptera; Halictidae
Product: serine protease inhibitor dipetalogastin
Cellular component (GO): extracellular region
Molecular function (GO): protein binding
Source: RefSeq, a predicted model, not a curated record
ACGCGUGUGCGGCGGGUUUACUGUCUUUAGGGGUUAGGUUCGCGCGACGGUUACGCUUGCGACGCACUUUUUACCAUCGAUUUAUAAAUACAACCAAAUUUGUUCAUUGCAAAACUACUUCAACGAGUUAUAACGACGCCACAGAGUCGUCAUGCGUGUGCAGAGAGUUAACAAUAACGAUAAUAAUAGUUUAUCGAUGCCUGAAAGGAUUAAUAGUGUUGUGAAAAGUGUGACAUGGGAUAUGCUGGCACGACUCUCCACGCUUGGAAAGAUUUGGCGAGCGGCGCGUGUCCCCGGAUAUGUCCGCUCAACGGGGAGCCGGUGUGCAGCAGCGACGGGGUGAUCUACGCGUCGCCGUGCGAAAUGCGGAAGAAGACGUGUGGAAAAGGCGUGACCGUGGCCGUGGAGAAGACCGCUUGCCUGAGGUCGUCCGGUAGCAAGUGCGAGCACCGGUGCCCGGGCGAUCAGGAUCCGGUGUGCGGCACCGACGGCCGCACUUACCUCAACAAGUGCAUGCUCAGGGUCGAGAUCUGCCGAGUCGGCAUCGAGCUGUCCCACCUGGGCCCCUGUAACAACAUCUCGGCGCACAGGGAGAACUGUCCGGUGUCCUGCGAGUACGCGCCCCUCGACGGCCCGAUCUGCGGCAGCGACGGAAACGUCUACAAGUCCACGUGCCAGAUGAAGCUGCUCACAUGCGGGCAAGGCGUGGUGCGCACCAACAAGAAACAUUGUCAGACCACCAGACACUGUCGGGAGUCCUGUUGGCGAGGUGCCAAGCCGGCUUGCGGCAGCGACGGCAUCCUCUACUCGAACACCUGCAAAAUGCGAGCGAAGAAUUGUGGCAAGCACGUGUUCGAGGUGCCGAUGUCGUUCUGCAUAUCACAGGAAAGGACGUCCGGCGGCCAGGCGAACGCCUGCCCCUUGGACUGCAAGAACGAGCCGGAAGCGCCGACCUGCGGUUCGGACGGUUUCAUCUACAGGAACGAGUGCGAGAUGCAGAUGCUGAACUGCGGGCAAGCGAGGAGAAAGGUGAGCGUGGUGGACUUCGACAAGUGUCAGUCACGGCUGAACAGGUGCAUGAAGCAGCAGCUGCGGUGCGGGACCGAGGUGGAUCCAGUUUGCGGCAGCGACGCGAACACUUAUACGAAUCAGUGUCAGUUGAACGUCGCCAAUUGCUUAAAGGGCAUUCAGCUGGCUCACGUCGGAGAGUGCACGACCUUGAAGGGAGCCGAACAGUGCCCCGAAGACUGCAGCGAGCUGCCCGAGGAACCAGUUUGUGGAAGCGACGGGAACGUUUACCGGUCCCUCUGCCAUCUGCAGCGCGAGACGUGCGGUCAGAGAGUGAUUCAAGUUCCGGCGCAACAUUGUCCUACCACCGCGCUCUGCAACCAGAUUUGCAGCGGGGAACGCCAGUUCGUUUGCGGCUCCGACAACAAGUUCUAUCGCAACGAGUGCGAGAUGAAGAGGGACAACUGCGGAAAACACGUCUACGUGGUCCCUAUGAAAAGAUGCGUGCAGGGCUUCCUGUUCCGCGGCUGUCAGAAGAUCUGCCCGCCCUAUUACGACCCCGUUUGCGGCACGGACGGCAUGACGUACAGCAACGAGUGCUUCCUCGAGAUCGAGACCUGCCGCAGCCGAAACGUGGUCACGAAGAAAUACCACGGGGUGUGCGGCCAGCCGACGGAGGAGCCGAAGAACUAUUUGUAUUAAAGCCGACCGGUUUUUAUCCACACGGAAGUCUCUGUAGAGAAAUACUCUUUCGAACGUCUACUCGCUUCAGGACAGCUCGAAGAAACGGAUAUAGAAAAAGACCACGGAUACAGAAAUCUAAGGAAGAGAGAAAAAGACAACGAUCAGGACAAGGUCCCCUCGUGUCGACGAUCGAUCCUCGCGCGCGCGCAAGACAAUCACUCCGGCGAUCGAACCGCGAAUCGGUCGCGAUAGAUCGGGACACGAUGCCCGCCCGAGCGCCGAUCGUGUCCCGAUUCUGUCCCGAUCGUGUCCCCAUCGACGAUCUCGCGCUCUGUCCUGCCGUAGCGUCGCUCGGAAAUAGGGUCGAAAGUUUGCGAGGGCAAUACGGAAUUAAUCGACAAUCGAAACCCUCGAGAAUUAUCCCCGAGGUCAACGAUCAGGGACUGAUACUUGACUCGUAUUUCGUUGACGGAAGCCGAUUUUGACGGGUGCACGAGCGUAGUCGUUUGGCAGACUGUAUGUAUUUAUUUCGGUACGAAUCUCACUGCAGCAGAUCGAUCGCGCGUAGAUCCAUCGAUUUUCUUCGCCACGUGCUCGCCGGUACAAUCAUUCUUAUUUAUUUUAGUAUUAUUAUUAUUAAUUAUUGCAUUGCCGUUGCGUCGGUUCUCCUCUUUGAUCGCUGUCGCUACAGUAACACGACGAUUCCGAGACGCGCGUAGCCCCUAUUCUAAUCGCAAAGACACUAUUUAGCUACUUGUAUUGACCCUACGACGUUGCGAUGUGUCUUCGUAUUACGAUUUUUAACUCUUUAUCAUCGUAUCCUUAAUUUAUUUAUCGAACAUGCGGCGAUCCUUAUCUUUGUAUCGACACUAACUAACACUCGUGCUUCGAAUGUCAAUAAUAAAGUAUAAUAUACGGAUAUUUUAAGGUAAA